AUGCCAGGUCCAGUCAAAGAUGUGGAUUUAAGACUUGAAACUUUUAAUCAUUUACAUAAGCUAUUCAAUGAGGGUACUUCAAACAUUCUUCUUGGUGUUUUUCUCGAGCAACCACUCACGCAGGAAAACUGCGUCCUGGUACGUAUUUUCGGCUAUCAGACAGAACUUUACAUCGACAGAGAUCGGGAAGCCAUUUAUUUGUGGAUUCUUAAUCAAUUGAACUUUGCCAGCAGAGUCUUUUCUAAAUUCACCAAUGGGAUCUGCUACGGAUACCUGCCGGGUUCAACCGUUACCUAUGAACUUCUUUCUGAGCCCAAGUACUUCAAAAUGGUUGCAGAGAAGAUGGCUGGGUUGCAUACACUCCCAAUCGAUGAAUUCGCGGAGCAGCACUUCUCUGAUGUUGGAUUUAUCUUCGACACUAGUCCUUGUGUUCUGAACUCAGCUUUGAAGUUUAUUAGCCUCAUCUCUGAUAUCCUCUUGCCUAAAACAACUGCAAACUGUGCUGGUGACGGGGUUACUGAUAAUAAUUUGAAUGAGGUGUUUCCGACUAAGGAGUACCUAAUAGAAGAGGUUUUAUUCCUCCGAAAACUUCUCUCAACAGCAAAAUCACCUGUGAGAUUUUGCCACAAUGACUUGCUUUUUGGAAAUAUUGUUUUGUCAACAGACAAGGGUUCAAUUCAUUUUAUUGACUUCGAGUACUGCGGCUACAACCAUGUCUGCUAUGAUAUUGCCAAUCACUUCUGCGAAUACACGGGUAUGGCAAAUCAUGAUUUUUCGCGGUAUCCCUCGCGCAUACUUCAAGCCGAAUGGGUCCGAACGUACCUUCGUGCCUUCAAAAAACACUCGAACUGCACUUCAACUGAACUUCCACCCAUCGAUGCAGAUGAAAUUGAUGCGUGGCUAGACGAGAUUCAAAAUUUUACUCUCGUCUCAAAUUUAAUGGCCCAUAAGGCAGAGCACAAUAAACUACGUGGAGUUUACUAUUGGAGGCAAUAUCAAAGCGAAGUUUUGGCAGAGCUCCAAAAAAUAAUUUUAUGA
Messenger RNA from Echinococcus granulosus, 1038 nucleotides. RefSeq names its product Ethanolamine kinase. The transcript is spliced from 7 exons. The record is from RefSeq and is a predicted model, not a curated record. Bases 1 to 1038 code for a protein of 345 amino acids. Gene Ontology annotation, cellular component: cytoplasm. Lineage: Eukaryota; Metazoa; Platyhelminthes; Cestoda; Cyclophyllidea; Taeniidae. Gene Ontology annotation, biological process: phosphatidylethanolamine biosynthetic process. Gene Ontology annotation, molecular function: ethanolamine kinase activity.